Musca domestica (house fly) is the source of this 1354-nucleotide messenger RNA. Its product is annotated as lysozyme P-like. Bases 653 to 1108 code for a protein of 151 amino acids. Lineage: Eukaryota; Metazoa; Arthropoda; Insecta; Diptera; Muscidae. The record is from RefSeq and is a predicted model, not a curated record. The transcript has a single exon.
UCAUUUUCAGUUCAUAGAUGUCUCACAAUUUGUAAUAUUUCCAACAAUUUAGAUUUAAGUAACUUCAGUAUUUUCACUCAUAUCCCUGAAACGACAUAGACGAAAUCCGCUGAGCCCGAGAGAGUAUUCCUUUUUUCAUAAAUUCAUUAGUCUAUAACAUAACUUUUUCCAAAGCUCUUCUGUAGAUAUUAAAGCUUGUUAAGUUUCGCCGUAGAAAAUCUUCCUUAGCUCCUACCGGAUUUUAAUAAGUUUAAACCCUCCAACUCUUUUACUACAAUUCUCUAGGUUGCUUGCCACACAGUGGAAACCCUCGAAUUCAAACCUUUUUAUUUUAAAUUGACAAAAAUCCAAUUCCCAUUCAAAUUCUUAAGUCUGCACUGUAUUUAAAAAAUCUGUGUCAUAAAAUAGCUCAAUUAAUGGCUUCAUAAAUAAAGUUGUUCUAAUGAUUUGUUUAAACGCUGUUUUUAGGGUGUUGCCUCAAUCCGAAGCCUAGCGACAAGAAAACUAGUUUUCUCAGCACUCAACUUUAAAUUUUCUAUGGCUGGCAGGCCAGACUGACAGAUCUCAAAAGAAUAUUUAGGCAUUUUAUUGAAUUCAGUCAGAAUAUUUAAUUUGUCGUAACAAGAAUAGAAAAACAGCAGCUGAGGAAAUUAUGAAUUUGAAAAUCGCCUACAUUGUUUGCUGGAUAGUGACAACAGUCUUUUCCCCUCUCUCUGAGGGUCGCAUCUUAAAUUGCUGUGAUUUGGCCAGGGAAAUGUCCCGUUUGGGCGUUGCAAAAUCCGAACUUGCCACCUGGUGUUGCAUUGCCCAGUUCGAAAGUCGCUACAACACCACCGCCAUUGGCCGCCUGAAUGGCAAUUGGUCCAAUGACUAUGGCCUGUUUCAGUUCAGCGAUCGCUACUGGUGUCAGUCGUCGGCGAAGCCAUCAAGAAGUUCAGCAAAUUUGUGUCAAAUUAAUUGUCAGCAUUUGGUCAGCGGCGAUGAUGUGAGAGAGUCUAUCAAAUGUGCCCAGAAAGUGAAAAAGCUACAGGGAUGGCGGGCCUGGUCGGUGUACAAUGGCCGCUGUAAGAAUGCAAAACUUUUGCCCUCAAUAGAGGAAUGUUUUUGAAAAGUGAAAAACGGAAAAAAUAUCUUUGAAUAAAAAGAAGAAGAUCUGGUGGAAAUUCCUUGCCUUUUUAUUUCGCUUUGCAAAAAAACCGGGGAAGGUGUCUUUUGAGUAACAAGUUGUCUGCAGAACAAAUGAUAAAUUACGACAGUUUUAUGCCCCAGGACUGGGAAGAGAAGUGCUUACACACACAAAUGAACAAUAAACAAAUUCUGUGAUUACUUUAUGUAAAUGCAUUGUUAAAAAAUA